Molecule: messenger RNA, 1416 nt
Organism: Pyrgilauda ruficollis (rufous-necked snowfinch)
Lineage: Eukaryota; Metazoa; Chordata; Aves; Passeriformes; Passeridae
Gene: LRRC3B
Product: leucine rich repeat containing 3B
Exons: 2
Coding region: 318-1097 (259 amino acids)
Molecular function (GO): protein binding
Source: RefSeq, a predicted model, not a curated record
ACCUAUCAGGACCAGUUGCUACGGUUCGGGCGGCGGUGGCCGCGAUGCGGGGGGAGGGGGGAAGAGGGCAUCUCCCUCGGAACGCGAGCAACAAAUGGCAGCGGCGGGCGGCAGCCGGGCUGCAGGACAGCGGCGGUGCCUGCUGCGCCCAGGCAUGCUUCUAAGAAGCGUAUUGACCAUGAGGAAGCCCGUGUGCUAGUAACCAGUUUUUACUAAUCCUGCCGAAGAAAAUGAAGCCACGUUUCAGCUUUGCCGAUCCUUUUCCCACCCUGGCGGCUGAAUGAGAAAUGGUCGUGUGAUUAUGCUGACAGCCCAGCAUGCAUUUGGUAGACCUGUGGUUAACUCGUUCCCUCUCCAUGUGUCUGCUCUUACAAAGUUUUGUCCUCAUGAUACUGUGCUUUCAUUCUGCCAGUAUGUGCCCAAAAGGCUGCCUCUGUUCCCACUCCGGAGGUCUGAAUGUCAGCUGUAGCAAUGCAAACCUCAAGGAAAUACCCAGAGAUCUUCCUCCAGAAACAGUCUUACUUUACUUGGACUCCAAUCAGAUAACAUCUAUCCCCAACGAAAUUUUUAAGGACCUGCACCAAUUGAGAGUCCUCAAUUUAUCAAAAAAUGGGAUUGAGUUUAUCGAUGAACAUGCCUUUAAAGGGGUGGCAGAAACCUUGCAGACUCUGGAUUUGUCCGACAACCGGAUUAAAAGCGUGCACAAAAACGCAUUCAACAACCUGAAGGCCAGGGCCAGAAUUGCCAACAACCCCUGGCACUGUGACUGCACGCUGCAGCAGGUGCUGCGGAGCAUGGCCUCCAACCACGAGACGGCCAACAACGUCAUCUGCAAGACCUCUGUGCUGGACGAGCACGCGGGGAGACCCUUCCUCAACGCUGCCAACGACGCCGACCUCUGCAACCUGCCUAAAAAGACUACUGACUACGCCAUGCUGGUCACCAUGUUUGGCUGGUUCACCAUGGUGAUCUCCUACGUGGUUUAUUACGUCCGACAGAACCAGGAGGAUGCAAGGAGGCACCUUGAGUACUUGAAAUCCCUGCCAAGCAGGCAAAAGAAACCAGAUGAAGCUGAUGACAUUAGCACUGUGGUAUAGUAUUCUGAAUAAAAUGACUGCCUUUGUGGUGGAAACUAGAGUUGGAUGAUGCUAAAACCAGAGGUUUACUUCUAACGUUCAUUGUAAACAUUAAGACUUUUGGGGCUUUUUUUUUCCUGUUUAACUGAAUUAUGCCACUGUUGAGCUUUCUAACAGAAAGUUUUGUCUGGGUGGUAAACUUCAAUUAUUUCUCUGGUGGUAUCCUAAAGCAAGCAAAUUAAUAUGUAAACAUUAGUUUAGACCCAUUCCACUAUUUAAUAACGAAAUUUAUUUUUUUAAUUUAAAAAUCAAAUAAAAGCUUAAAUUUGAACCAUGUAAA